AUGGAUCUGGGAGCCUCAGGAAAUGAUUCACUUGUGACCCAGUUUGUCCUGCUGGGCCUAACAGAGACCAGUCUGCAGCCCAUCCUCUUUGUCGUCUUCCUUCUUGCUUAUGUAGCAACUAUUGGUGGUAAUUUUAGUAUCCUUGCUGCCAUCUUUAUGGAACCCAAACUCCACACCCCCAUGUACUUCUUCCUGGGAUUGUCUCUGCUAGAUGUUGGGAGCAUCAGUGUCACUGUCCCUGCCAUGUUAAGGCAUUUCAUAUCUAACAACAAAACCAUCCACUAUCGGGCAUGCCUUUCACAGCUCUUCUUCCAUCUGCUGGCUGGGACGGAUUGCUUUCUGCUGACUGUCAUGGCCUACGACCGCUAUCUGGCCAUUUGCCAGCCUCUCACCUACAACACCCUUAUGGGUUGGGGGAUGCAGAAGGCCUUGGCUGGCAUGUCCUGUGUCUUUUCCUUCACCAAUGCACUGACUCAAACUGUUGCCUUGUCUACUCUUAAAUUCCGUGGCCCCAAUGUGAUCAAUCACUUCUACUGUGACCUCCCCCAGCUCUUCCAGCUCUCCUGCUCCAGCACCCAGCUCAAUGAGCAGUUGCUCUUUGCAGCAGCAGCCUUCAUGGGUGUGGCCCCCUUGGUCCUCAUCAUGGUGUCCUAUGCCCAUGUGGUGGCUGAAGUGCUACGAAUCCACUCUGCAGAGGGCAGGAAGAAGGCCUUCUCCACGUGUGGCUCCCACCUCACCGUGGUGGGCAUCUUCUAUGGGACAGGUGUCUUCAGCUACAUGAGGCUGGGUUCUGUGGAGUCUUCGGACAAGGACAAGGGCAUUUGCAUCCUCAACACUGUCAUCAGCCCCAUGCUGAACCCACUCAUCUACAGCCUCAGGAACCCCGAUGUGAAGGGCGCCCUGCGGAGGGUGCCCACAGGGAAGUUGCCCCCCAAGUGA
Messenger RNA from Marmota monax (woodchuck), 939 nucleotides. Its product is annotated as putative olfactory receptor 3A4. Gene Ontology annotation, cellular component: membrane. Gene Ontology annotation, molecular function: olfactory receptor activity; G protein-coupled receptor activity. NCBI's taxonomy places the organism in Eukaryota, Metazoa, Chordata, Mammalia, Rodentia, Sciuridae. The record is from RefSeq and is a predicted model, not a curated record. Gene Ontology annotation, biological process: G protein-coupled receptor signaling pathway.